CACAUUGAGAUUCACACACAACUGAACAUGAGAGAGUGAGAGGGAAGACUGACUGCUGCUCCUCCCUCCCUGACUGACUGGGGGCUGAGUGUGAUCAGGUUACACUGCUCGCUAUGGAACAGGCACCAGUGGAAGGCGAAGGGGUGAGGGACAGUUCAUAGGAAGAAGUGACUGUAGAGGAGUGUUGUGUUCUCUCUCACACAUGCCCCUGGUCUGGGUAUAAUGGACUGGCCCUGACAGCUUUGCAGAGACUUUGCUAUGUGCAUGUAGUAGUCGGAUGAAAUGACAUUCCCAGGCUCUGUCUCCUCAGCUCCUUGAGCCACUGGCAGCGACACAGCAACGGGCAACUAGCCAUUUACUGGCAUCUGGGCACACGGGCUGUUGUCGUGUGGCUUGAUGGCUUCUCCUUUAUACUGAGCAUUCACUGAGUGCAAGUUGUUGGGCUACUGUAAUGGGAUAAGUGCACUUGAGGAACAGCUACUGCUGCUGCUGGUGUCAUUCUAGCCAAACUGCCUGUGGAUUUGAAUGGGUCAGUCCCCAGUUUGAAGUCUCGUUUAGAUCCUCUGCUGGGUAUUUUACCCAGGCUGCCAUUCUAGAUGCUCCUCGGGGCAUCGUGGCUUUGCACCUCUAAAGGAGCCCAGAAGGCGUCCAGAGGGGAGGAAGAGGAGCGGAGAAGGGAGCGCAGAGGCCGAAGGGAAGGGGGAAGCGGUGGUGGCGGCGGAGGAGAGAUGGACGAGUCGUCGCUGUUGGAUCUGUUGGAGUGCUCCGUGUGUCUGGAGAGACUGGACACCAGUGCCCGGGUGCUGCCGUGCCAACACACCUUCUGCCGCCGCUGUCUGCACAGCAUUGUCAGCUCCAGGAACGAGUUGCGCUGCCCAGAGUGUCGCAUCCUGGUGGAGUGCGGGGUGGAAGAUCUGCCGGCCAAUAUCCUGCUGGUGAGGCUGCUCGAUGGAAUCCGCCAGAGACCCCGGGGCAGCCCCACUGACAGCCCCACAGCUACCGGACAGAAUGGCAGCAGCAACAACAGCAACAAUCACAGCAGUAACUGUGGCAGCCCAGGGUGCUCAGCCAAUGCCUCCUGCACCAGCAGCCUGAGGGAUCUAGCAGCUGCCAGCCAAAAUGCCCUCGUGCUGGCAAAGAAUAUCUCACAAUUGCCCUGUGGAAGAGCACUGUAUGCUUAUGAAGGCAAGGAACCAGGAGAUCUAAAAUUUAAUAAGGGUGAUAUAAUCAUUUUACGAAGAAAAGUGGAUGAGAACUGGUAUCAUGGAGAGCUGAAUGGAAAUCGAGGCUUCUUUCCAGCAAGCUACAUCCAGUGCAUAAAACCACUAACUCAACCACCACCGCAGGGCAAAGCACUUUAUGACUUUGAAAUCAAGAAUAAAGAUCAAGAUAAGGAUUGCUUAACAUUUACUAAGGAUGAAAUAUUGACUGUGAUAAGACGUGUUGAUGACAACUGGGCUGAAGGAAUGUUGGGAGACAAGAUUGGUAUUUUCCCCAUCCUGUACGUGGAGCUGAACGAGACAGCAAAACAGCUCAUUGAGAAGGACAAGAUGUGUUUAACAGCAGCGCAAGGCUAUGUGGUGCCUGUCUCAUUCGAUGCCAGCAUGUUAGUCAGUGUGACUCAAAGCCCUACUUUAAACAGUACCGGAACAGGCAGUGCCAACCAGAGGCACGUCAACAUCAAGAGGAAUACCAAGAAACGGCAUUCAUUCACUGCCCUGAGUAUGACGCACAAAUCCUCCCAUGCCAUGAAUAACAGGCAUUCCAUGGAAAUUAGUGCACCAGUAUUGAUCAGUUCUAGUGAUCCUCGUGCUGCUGCCAGAAUCGGAGAAUUGGCUCAACUUUCCUCCAGUGCUCCAGCCCAGGAUUCCUCAUCUGUGGCUGGUGCAGCAGGUCCAAAAACAGGCACGGUUAUUGGAGAGCAAGGACAAUCGCCAAAGAUUCAGUUGCCCCUUAACAUAUACUUAUCGCUUUAUGCAUACAAACCACAGAAAAAUGACGAACUGGAGCUGCGCAAAGGUGAGAUGUACAGAGUCAUUGAAAAAUGUCAAGAUGGAUGGUUUAAGGGAACAUCUCUACGGACGGGACAGUCAGGUGUUUUUCCAGGCAACUAUGUCACUCCUGUUUCCAGAGUACCCACAGGACUUGCUCAAGCUAGGAACUGCACCAUGGGGGCUUCACACCCAAUUAGAGGGUCCUCACUUGCAGUCCAUACAUCUACAGGUGGGAUGACAAACUGUACUAAUGUUGUCAGACCGAUCCUCCCUAUUACUGUGCCUCAGCUACACCCCCAUCAAUCACCAACAAACUCACAGACCAGCAACAUGAAGUCUUCAGCACCCCAGGCCCGUAGCACAAUACAAAUGGGUCAUUCUUCAGCACAGCCCCAGGAAAGGCCCACAGCCACUGUGUCACCUUUAAGGACUCAAAGUUCUCCAUCACGUCUUCCAGCGAACUUAAACAGGACACAUUCUAUUGUAUCUCCACAACAUGUUCAGCAGUCUGGCUUACCAUCUUCUCCCAUCCACUGUGCAAGACCGGUCAUUCCAUUGACAUCUGCUGCAGCAGCUAUAACUCCCCCAAAUGUCUGUGCGGCAAAUAUAAAUGGUGAGACGGCUAAUGGACCAAUCAGUUUGCUGACUGCCAGCCCUACUAACACAGGCUGUAGAAUGGAUGAAAGAAAAACUGAAAAGAGAGAGAAGAAGAGUGGACUUCUCAAACUGCUUACCGGAGCUUCUGCAAAGAAGAAGUCUCGAUCUCCGCCCUCCAUCUCGCCAACUCAUGACCCUCAAGUUGUGGUAGAAGGAAUGAUACAAGGAGCAGUGGCACUGGAGCUGUCUUCUAUGAAUAGCCAUGGCAGGGCUGGAUCAUGUCCUCUUGAAAGUGAAAUGCAAGGAGCAAUGGGAAUGCAUCCCUUGCACAGAAAAACUGGAUCUUUAGAUCUUAACUUUUCAUUUCCUUCACCAGUAAGACAACCUGCUUGUGCGAUGCUCGCGGUCCGACCUGAGCCCAAAACUUUAUCAAGGGAGAGGUAUCGGGUUGUUGUGCCAUACCCACCUCAGAGUGAGGCAGAAAUCGAGCUGAAAGAGGGAGACAUUGUAUUUGUUCACAAAAAACGAGAAGAUGGUUGGUACAAAGGCACUUUGCAGAGAAAUGGAAGGACAGGCCUUUUCCCUGGAAGCUUUGUAGAGAGUUUCUGAUGACUGCUCUCAAAAGUGAUUGUAUAGUUUCUUAAUCAAGCCGAAAGAGCAUCAACAUGAAAUUGUGAUAGCAUGAAUGGAAGAUCUUGUAGCUGGUGCUGGUGAUGUAAGAGAUGUGAUGUAAGAGAAUAAGCACAAGUCAACAAACGGGGUGCUUUAUCCUUUUUCAUUACCAUUUUGACUUCCAAAGAUUGGCUUGGACCCUUGAUUUCUACACCUGAAGAAAUGCCAUGAUAUAAAUGUCCUUCAAGAAGACUGGGUGGAAAAUGAAAUGGUUUUCUAAAGUAGUGCCUUCCUCUUAGAAUCAGUGGCGGAGAGGAUUCACAUGAUUUUAAUGUUGUUUGCUUACAACGAUCUAUUGAUGAUGACUGAAAUGUUUUAUGUAUAUUCUACCCUAACUUAUUUGUCUAAACUGCAGUGUUCUUAUUACUUGCCUAUGCAAGAAUGAAUAGGAAGAAUGUACAGGUUACAACAAAAUGAAGGUAUUGUAAUGCAGACUUGCCUUAGAUGGACAUGAUCAUUCAGAAGCCGCAAACAAAUUGGUUAUGUUAUUGUCUUGCAGUCUGCAACCACUUAUAGAAACAAAGCAUCAGUGGGGACUAAAUACAUUUGUUUAUGUGAUGUCUGUUUUGGGAGAUAAUAUAUUUAAUUAUUUGUCCUUGAAUACACUAUAGAUUAUUACAUUGUAUUUUCUUAUCUGGUGUUUUUAUCCAUUGUAAACCUUUUCAGUUAUUUUGAAUAAGUAUUUUGCAGUGGCAUUUGAAAGGCUAUGUUUUUGCCCAGCGUCUCGUCUAUGCCUCAUACUCCAUUGUUUACUUGGUGGUUUACGUAUAAAUCUUCAUAAUCAAUCAUUAAAGGAACGGUAACACCAAAAAAUGAAGGUGUUUUAAGUAAUGACAAUAUCAUGUAGGGUUACCCUGC
Molecule: messenger RNA, 4121 nt
Organism: Xenopus laevis (African clawed frog)
Lineage: Eukaryota; Metazoa; Chordata; Amphibia; Anura; Pipidae
Gene: sh3rf3.S
Product: E3 ubiquitin-protein ligase SH3RF3
Exons: 10
Coding region: 597-3200 (867 amino acids)
Source: RefSeq, a predicted model, not a curated record